CCACCUGUUUUUUCGGUAGGGUUGAUAUCGGGGCCAAAAUCUCUCAGAUUUUUCUUGAACUAGCAGUAGAAGAAAACUCAAAUUUACUAGUCUAGCUUUGUUCAAUAGUUUCGAAAUUAGAAUCAAAAUUUCUGACUUGACAACGUACGCGGUGCCGGUACUACUACUUACUAAAUUAAACAGCUAUGCUCAGAAUUGAGACUCAUCAGGAAGACAAAGAGAACAAGGAAAGAAAGGAGGAGAAUAGUAUGUCAAUGGGUGGUGGUGGUGUACUAACGAGACAAACAUCGAAAGGAGCAAAGAUCAAUUGUCUAUGCUCGCCAACUACACAUGCUGGUUCAUUUCGUUGCAGAUUUCACCGUGCACACAACAGUACUAAUGCAAGUUUUCAACGUAUUAAAAGCAUUGAUACUCCAACGAUUCUCCGCGAGUCACCUCCGGCUCCCAAGGCUACAAAUGAACAUGAAAUUGAACUUCCCAUGAACAGAAACUAGUUCAUAAUGAUUUUCUAUAUGUAUGUACAACCUCUCUUUCUAUUUCUAGCAAGUGAAAGCUAUGUGUUGAUUUUGUUUGUGAAAGUACUGAAUCUGUGAAUAACUGGGUCUUGAAUCUCUUAAACAUAUCAAUCGCUCUCAUGAAUCCAGAACAGGUUAUUGAUAUAGUUGAAGUUCUGGAUCUUUUGGUUAGGUGAUCUUGGCAUAUCCGAAGAAGGUUUUACUGUACUGCAUCACUGGAAAUUUCUAGAUAAUUCCAUAUGCAUUCGAUGCUAGUUGUUUAGCACAAGGUAGAAAACUAUGUGCCCUGACCA
Papaver somniferum (opium poppy) is the source of this 808-nucleotide messenger RNA. RefSeq lists its product as uncharacterized. NCBI's taxonomy places the organism in Eukaryota, Viridiplantae, Streptophyta, Magnoliopsida, Ranunculales, Papaveraceae. The transcript has 2 exons. The coding region runs from base 186 to 494 and encodes 102 amino acids. The record is from RefSeq and is a predicted model, not a curated record.